This is a messenger RNA of Maylandia zebra (zebra mbuna), 4838 nucleotides long. Its product is annotated as abl interactor 2. The record is from RefSeq and is a predicted model, not a curated record. Gene Ontology annotation, molecular function: signaling adaptor activity; SH3 domain binding. Gene Ontology annotation, biological process: neuron migration. NCBI's taxonomy places the organism in Eukaryota, Metazoa, Chordata, Actinopteri, Cichliformes, Cichlidae. Gene Ontology annotation, cellular component: SCAR complex; actin-based cell projection; lamellipodium.
UAAAAAGAAGGUUAAACAGUCAAACGAAACAAUAUCAUGGCCCCACCUUACGACUGUGGGCUCUACACUUGUGCCUGGUAGUCCCUCAGAGCACUUCCACUCACUCACUUUUCUUCAUGCCAUCACAAUAAUGAGAUUUCCGCACAGCCCCUGAAGGCGCUAGGAUCCAUCCAUUCAGCGCGCGCUGCAGCCGUGUAGUAAAAGCCAUGUAAAAAUGGCGGAGCUGCAGAUGCUGCUGGAGGAGGAAAUUCCUGCGGGACGAAGAGCGUUGUUGGACAGUUUUACCAACCUGGAAAGAGUCGCGGAGUACUGCGAAAGCAACUAUGUCCAGUCUGCAGACAAGGAGCGGGCGCUGGAGGAAACAAAGAGCUACACCACACAGUCUCUGGCCAGCGUCGCCUACCUCAUCAACACGCUGGCCAACAAUGUGCUGCAGAUGCUGGACAUCCAGGCCUCACAACUCCGCCGCAUGGAGAGCUCCGUCAACCACAUUUCACAGACCGUUGACAUUCACAAGGAGAAGGUAGCGAGGCGGGAGAUCGGCAUCCUGACCACCAAUAAAAACACGUCUCGCGCUCAUAAAAUUGUAGCUCCAGCCAAUCCAGAGAGGCCAGUGCGCUACAUCAGGAAGCCCAUCGACUACAGCGUCCUGGAUGACAUUGGCCAUGGAGUCAAGUGGUUGCUGAGGUUCAAGGUGAAUGGUCAGCCGAACAUGAAACUUGGAGCGGGUCUGUCUCGGUCCAACCCUCCCACACAAAAACCGCCCAGCCCUCCAAGGGCAGGCAAGGGCAUCUUGGGGAAGAACUCCCCCUACAGGACACUGGAGCCUGUGCGCCCCCCUGUUGUACCCAAUGAUUAUGUCUCCAGCCCUACCAGAAACAAUAUGGCAGGGGGACAGCUUCCAAGUCCGGCCCGCACCGCUACCCUCAACCAUCGACCCCGAACAUACAGUGGUAGCAGUGGAGGCAGCCAUCCCAGCAGCAGCAGUCGGAGCAGCAGUAGAGAGAACAGCGGCAGCGGCAGCGUGGGCAUUCCCAUUGCUGUGCCCACACCCUCCCCACCCUCCACAUUCCCGGUUUCCCCGACUGCCGGACCUGCUAGCUCAUCCUCUACCGCCCCUAACUCUUCCCCUUCCCCGUCCCCAACUCCUUCCUCUUUCUCCUCCUCCUCCUCCACCACAACCUUAACACAACCCAACGCACCUCUGCCGCCGAGCUCACCUUCUCAACAUGCCAACUCACCUUCCCAAGCAAACUCUCAAGCGAAUGCGCCAAACGCCGGCACCUCCCCCCCCUCUAAAUCUUCCACAAGCACAUCCGAAGUCCAAUCGGAGCUGCUUCCCCCUGCCCCUCCCCCUCCACUUUCCUCCUCCUCCUCUUCUUCAUCACCCACUGAAGGCCCUAUCGUCCCUCAGUUCUACAGUAUGAACCGGCCUCAGCCUCGACAGCAAACCCCACAGGUGGGGGGGUCACUGCCUUACCGCCGCCCCCCAUCGGUGACUGGUCAGCCAAUUACAACCCAGAAUCAGGUCAAUGGCGGUCCCUACUACAACCAGAGCCCAGCCUCUCCCCCGCCCCCCUCCCUGCUCCAGUUCACCCCUCAGCUUCCUCUGAUGGGGUUUGUAGCUCGAGUUCAGGAGUCCAUUUCAGACGCCCCCCCUCCCUCGCAGCCUGCCACUGAGAACCAAGUAGCGCACGAGGAGGCCCUGCCCACUCCUCAGCCAGCUGAGGAUGGGCAUGAAGAGGAGGACUCAGCAGUAGUGGAGUAUAACGACCCGUAUGCUGAAGAAGACCCACCGUGGGCCCCCAGGAACUACUUAGAGAAAGUGGUGGCCAUCUACGACUACACGGCCGACAAGGAGGACGAGCUGUCGUUCCAAGAAGGAGCGAUCAUAUACGUCAUCAAGAAGAACGAGGACGGGUGGUUUGAAGGAGUGAUGAACUCGACCACCGGUCUCUUCCCUGGAAACUACGUAGAGUCCAUCAUGCACUACGCUGACUGAGCCAAACGUGUCUGUAAUCACAGCUGCGGUCAAGAACUAGAAGGGAAAAUGUGACCCUGUUCCAUGUUGCCAUUUGUCUCCUUAAAUUCACACUAAUUGGUCACAAGAAAGUCAGAGCUUGUGAAAACAAAACGACCACUUAAUCAAUAACAGGCUUUACCUUAGUGCUUUAGGACUAAGAGGGGUUUCAGGUGUGAGAUAUUCAUUUAAAAACACCUGAGACCUGUCUACCUGCAAGUAAAAAGUCAGUAAAGUUCUUUGGGUAUCUUCUUUUCAACCCCGUGUAAUUCAAAGAAAUUAUGAAAUGCGGUGCUUUCCAGCCACACAACAGCUCUGUUUCUCUGAAGAAUGACUACACACAUUUUAGAAAAGAACGUUUAAGUGGGACCUGAUGGUACAGGUGUUGCCACACAUUCAGGGUGUGUCUCGGUCAUACAAAUGUGUGUAUGCUGCAGAAGUGAUAAUUGUCCUAAUAAUCUAAGUCCUACUAAUCAAAAGAAAUGACUGCACCCAGAAGAUCAAGACAUGAGUAGGACACAUUUGAUUUUGUUUUUUUUAAUCACAAGAAAUUGAUUUUAAGAUGUUGACAUAAGAAAUUUGUUCUCUUGCAACACAUGUUGUGCAGAACUUUUUUCCAUUUCUCAUACAGAUGUGAAACCAUUUAGUAUGUAAGUGUGGUUAAAUGUUAUAAAUCAUAGACAUGAUCACAGCAGAGUGAUUCUUAUAAUAGUAGAGCUGAAAAUCUAGACAUAAGCCAGUGAUGUUGAUUCAAAUGGACACUGUAGUGUGGAACUGUUAAAAGCUAAUCCUGCGUGACUUUUAAUGGUGCCAAUCUCCAAAAACAAAAAAAAAAACAAUCCUAAGAGCCUUAUGAGGUGAAAGAAGGAGUUCUCUGAGGGAGGAGUCUUGGGGAUAAACUUGAGAUGAAGGAAACGAUAAAAGAAAACACUACAGGUCAGAAAGGUUUUUAUGUUAAACAAAGCGAACAGCACAAAGAUCUUCAGUGACACUAAACUCAGUGAAGUUGUGUGAGUGACCUUUUUGCAAGUUGAUUGGAUGCCAUCCUGCUCUCUUCAUGGACAGUAUUCAGUGAAAACUGAGCUUCUGUCCUCAUAGAAAGUUCCUUUAACAUCACACCACAUCCUGCUGUGAUGUGACGUCUGCAAGUGGAACUGUGUGUUUUCCGGUAGCUGAAGUUUUCUUGUUAGUUCUGUGUUGAAUGAAGCUGCAAAGGCAGUUCUGGCUGAUAUAAAUGUAUGUGUGUAACUAAACUAACAUUUUAUCUAAUCCACAAGAGAUCUGAUCAAUCGCCAAGGUCAGACCAGACAGCAGAACUAAGCUCUCCUGUGUCCGACCUCAUCGUGGGUUUGUUGUCGUGUAGUAAAGUGGACCUGAUCUAAUCGCCAGGAGGAGAUUCUGGAGCUGUUAUCAGUUUUGUUUUGGUUUUUUUUGUUUGUUGUUGUUUAAGUUUACAGUGUGUUUGCUUGCAUGCCUGAUAUAUAAUAGACAUUUUUAUUCGCCAUAUUCUGUUUUUUCUUUUUUCUUUUCCUGUAGUUUCACCAGCUUGCUUUAUGAUGUCUGUUUGACCAGCUGGAGGUUGUGAUGUUUCUGUGCAGUUUUUGCUUGUAAUAGCCCUUUAACUGAAGCCCUGUGUGCUUGGACGUAAGACCGACUCUCAGAAAAAGGUGGAUAUUUUUGUGCCAUAUGUGUGUGUGAAGAGUUGUGUGCACGUGUGUGUGAGAACCAGUAAGAACCAAAUGUUCCCUUGUUGACUGAAGUGACUUUGGACUUGAAAACAGUGUGUCCUUAAUGUACAGUGUAACUUAAGAGGUGUUUUACGACAGAAACCAGAGUAUGCCAAAUUAAAUAACAAAUAAGAUGAGAAACAGUUUUCCCCUAUAGAUGUUUGAGUUGAAGGAAAAAACGUUUUUUUUCUUGAUGCUCUUAAGAUAAAGAUUCUCUCUUGUGUAGCUGCAAAUAAUUAUUUUAAUACCUAUAUACCAAGCUGACAUUUUCAGAUAACAAUAAUUGUAUUUAUUCAUAUAUCCAUGUACUUUCAAGUUUGAGUGCAAAGUGUUGUCCAAAUUAAAAUGAAUACAAAUCAUCAGAAAUUUACACACUUCUCUGUAGGAGCACAAAAAGAACAGAAGGUGUAGUGUGAAGCAGCACACAACCCUCUUUGAAAAGGUAAAAAAUAAAUAAAUCUAGUGUAAGUUCAUAUGUGAACACAACGGUCGCCAGCCUUCAGACAGAAUGUCUUUAAUGUAGACAGCAAAUCGUUUGAGCUGCUGCAAACUUUGGCUCACUCUGGUUUUUGUUUAGCCUGCAAUAUCCCUUUAAAGUGUGGACUAAAAAAUGAGAUGAACUGUGAGAUGUUAUGGACAGCUUCUCCAAGGCCUUUAAAAAAAGAAAGAAAAGAAAAUCAAGAAUCUGUUUCAUUGCCCUCAGUGCAGACAUUGACCUCUAAACAGGACAAGUCUGGGUUGAGAUUCACAAAAUAUUUUAAGAGUAACCCCCAGUGCCCCCCCUGGCAAGACUCUCCUAUGAUAGUAAUAAUUUCAUUACACGUGGCCACAAGAGAAAGUAAGACACCCUACAAUCAGCUGAAAAAAUUCUGGACACGCCCCUGCUGAAUUGCACUCAUCACCUUUGAGUUUCUUAUAGGACCUUUGGUUUCUCUUUAGAUCAUCGCUUUCAUUUUAUUUCUCCCAUCUCAUUCUUCAGGAUCUACCUGAAAGAACAGGCCUCAGGAGAAGCUUUCUCCUUUCCAAAGUGAACAUGACUGAAAGCACAAUGUUCUUUAAGUGAAAAUACUAAAUAAAUGUCUUAACAAUAA